Molecule: messenger RNA, 1226 nt
Organism: Arabidopsis lyrata subsp. lyrata
Lineage: Eukaryota; Viridiplantae; Streptophyta; Magnoliopsida; Brassicales; Brassicaceae
Product: methyltransferase-like protein 7A
Molecular function (GO): S-adenosylmethionine-dependent methyltransferase activity
Source: RefSeq, a predicted model, not a curated record
UUCCCUAGAAAGCUGAAGACUAUUCUAAAGACUAAGAUCUGAGAUUGUAAGAUCAUUUUGGCCAUUAUGAUGAUGAUGAUGAUGACUCGAGUUCUUUCAUCGCCUUCCUCACACUCACCUCGCAGAGUGAUUAGAGCUUCACGAGAUCAACUUCAUGCUCAAACUGUAAAGAGUCAUCACCUUCCUUCAGGCUCAUCCUACACCAGCUUAUGUUCAUGUGGAAGAAAACAUUUUCUUGAAGCAGCUAGCCCGACGAUGCCCUUUCUUCCCAUCUAUUCUCCUAAUGCUUCGCGUUCCAAGGAUGUGUCAGAAACAUUUCAUCCUCAGAGGCCAGAUUGGUAUAAGGAGCUUUUUGCUUGGUUCUUAAGCACAGGAAUGCGAUCUUAUGAAGCAGAGAUCGCCGAUUACAAGAGAAAACUAUUCGAAAAAUUGGCUGGUAAAGCAGAAACAGUGCUGGAGAUUGGUGUUGGUACAGGUCUUAAUCUGAAGUACUUUGCCGGUAAUGAAAACGUCUGUGUUUUUGGUAUGGACCCGAACCACAAAAUGGAAAAGUACGCAUUUGAUACUGCUAGAGAAGCUGGGAUGAAACCUGAAAACUUUAGAUUCAUUCAAGGAGUAGGAGAAGCUAUACCAUUAGAUGAUGACUCUAUGGAUGCAGUGGUUGCAACACUUGUUCUAUGUUCUGUCUCUGAUGUCACUCAAACACUCAAUGAGAUCAAGCGGGUGCUGAAACCGGGUGGGAUUUUCCUAUUCAUCGAGCACGUAGCGGCUAAAGAUGGAUCUUUUUUUAGGCAUGUUCAGAAUGUAUUGGAUCCAAUACAGCAAGUAGUUGCAGAUGGAUGCCAUUUAACAAGAAACACCGACUUAUACAUUUCGGAUGCCGGUUUCGAUGGUGGCAGUGAGAUCAACAAUACGGCAAUCUAUAGUUUCCCUUGGAUUAUAAGACCUCAUGUCUAUGGAGCAGCCUACAAGUAAGACCUCAUGUCUAUGGAGCAGCCUACAAGUAAGACCUCAUGUCUAUGGAGCAGCCUACAAAGCGUCAAAUGUUGACUUCAUUGCCUGUUUAUGCAAAUUGAUUCCCAAUAUUUGAAACAUUUCGCCACUCUUUGUUGUAAGACAAGACUUUAUGUUGAGUUUGAAUGUACUGGGCCAAGUAUGGGCUAAGAUUUAUGAGACAAAUCAAAAGCCCAUGAUCAUGGGAAACGUCUUCUUUGGACGUGAGACAA